CGGACAGACAGGAGGGAAAGGAAGACCAGAAAAAAUAGGUUUCUGCGAGCGGCCGUCCCUCUGCCUUUAGCGACUCGCUCUAAAACUCGGGGCGCUUUGCUCUUGCUGGCUUAGAGCUGCUGAGACUAAAUUGGCGAUUAAAGGGUUUUUUUUUUAAUCGUCUGUCACCUCCUUCCUCCCCUUUUUUCGGGAGCGCAGUUGGACGCGGCCGGAGCUCACGUCAUCCAUUGUUUACAAACCAACCGCAGCAGUCACAACAGCGUUUGAGAGCGAGUGCGGUGCGCUAGAGAGAGGCCGGCCGGCAGAGAGAGGGCAGGCUCACUGGCAACUGCGGGAGCUGCCGCCACCGCGGAGUGGAAAGAAGGAAGCCAACGAGACAGAGUAACCAGCCGGCUGCGAUGCCCUGUCGGCGGCCGGGCGGGGAGCAAUUCCUGCUGCUGGAGCGCACCGUGUCUUUGCAGAGCGGCCCCGUCGGGGGGAGCAGCGGCUCGAAGGAAGUGGACGCGCUGGUAGCCAAGCUGGGCGAGGUGCUGCAGCUGAGCGCUCAGCACCGACCGCCGCCUCCCCGCCUCCCCAAGCACUACGGCCGAGACCGAGUGGCUCCUUAUUCGUCUCCGAGGGGACUCGACUUCUUAGCCUCGCUGCACCGGCACUCGCCUCCCCACCCGCCGCUACUACUGCUCCAGCCGCCGGCGCCUUCUGCGGACAAGAAGGGCAGCCCUCGGGUAGCCAAGCAGCUGUGCGGCCGGGGCUGGCUGCGGGCUGCGGGGAAGAAGCAGCAGCAGCAGCACCCUCUGCUGCAGGCAGGCGAUGACGAGGAAGACGACGACGACCCGCACCGUCUCCUGCAGCAGCUCAUCCUUUCCGGGAACCUGAUCAAGGAAGCCGUCCGGCGAUUGCAACUGGCCGCUACGACGACAUCGACGGCGGUGGAGACGUCCACCACUGGCUCCCCCGGCUCUGCCUCGUCCACGGGGAGCUGCCACAGCAGCAGUAGCGGCGAAGGGGACUCUUCUGCUUCUGCAGCAACCACAGCAUUCCCCGCCUCUCCUUUGCAGCCUCUUCCCUAGCCCUCUCCGGGGUGCAGCCGGCUCCACAGAUCGCCGGCAGGCAGCCCCUUCCCCUGCCACCGCCAAGAUUUGCCGUUUCCUACCCACCCACCCACCGCAACCCACACACACGCAAGGAGGGGAGGGGGCACAAACACAAUGGCGACGAGGCACGACUGCAAAUCCCUCCGGGGACGGAUUAUCGAGGCAACGCCAUAUACUUGAAGCGGACUCCUGUGCCCUUCGCUAGUACGAAAUGGACGAUUGUUGUGCUUUGCUGCUUGUGGUCACGCUGGGGCCAGGCUGCUCCCUCUUGAGAAACCGUGGUGCUAUGCAGCCCUGAACGGCUGCCCUCCAAUCUCCCGUCUAGCCGUCAUCUAACCAGUCGAGAUGACCUGAAUCUGCCUCCUGCGCCAGGAUUUGCGUUUGUCGUCUGGACACUAAUGCUGCACGCACCUCCCUCGCAGCCUGCUGCUCGCGUUGGGGGAUGGGGAGCGCGGAAAGGGACUCUUCCGCACAGCAUUGUCUUUCACGUGAAGCCCGUUUUGUGCGCGCACCGGUGUGCUACUUGGGGGCGGGGGCAGAAAUGCCGAAGUUGGCGGGUGUCAAAUAGUAAAGGCAUGCGAGAGGUUGUGGUUGGAGGGAGGGAGGGCGGGGAAUGGGGACUGUACACUAUUGAAUGCAAAUAUAAUCUGUCCUGAAGAGCUGCGCCUCUCUUGCCAAGGUCACCCUUCUGCAUCUCCCAUCCAGGCUGUGUUUGUUCUUCUGCUCCGCAGGCGGGUGGAGAUGGUAAUCCUAUCCCAGCUUGUUUUGACUGGGCUGUGGGCGAACCUUGUGUUUUGUAACUGCCGGGAGUCUCCUGAGGACGCGCACGUUGCCCGAUCCAAGUUGUUGUUAUGCUUCUCUCCCCCCCCCCAUCCCACUUAUUUCCAAGAGCUCCUCCUUUCCAGGACUCUCAGAAACGGGUCGUAUUACAGCAGUCUUUCUAAGAAAUCGCCCCCGCCCCCAUCCCCAUCUCUGCUAGCAGAGGCCAACUCUCUGGGGCUCCCUCCCAGCCGAAGGGUAUCAGGUUUGCCUCUUUACCCCCUCUCUGAUUCUUUCCCACACUGCCAGCCAUUUCGCUUGUGAGUCAAUCCUCCUACAGAGAAGAAAGGGGUUAAAUUGCUUAUGUUUUCUGAUUGUCUCACUGGAGCCAUUUGCAAUAAGUCUAAAUUACCCUUUUGGAAACAGCCCCCUCUUCCCUCUUGGAGCUUUCCUUAUUAUUUGUAUGCAGAUCUUUGUUUUGACCAUAUGAAGCAGUUUAAAAUGUGAAUAUUAAAGCUGGAAAGCAGCUGGAUUUAACUAAAAUGUAGUGAGAGACUGAGGAUAAAGAGGCACAUUGUUCACAGAAGGUAGCUAAAACAAGCUUUUUAUUAAAAGCAAAAAAAAAUCACACACAAAACCUCAAUGGCUCAAUCAGCAAGAAGCGGCUGUUGACAAUAUAUAUAUAAAUAUAUACACUUCGUAACGGAGUGUUGGAGUUCCUUUCCUGGUUUUCAGGGUUUGUCUUUAAUAUGUCUGUAUUGAAUAAAUGUUGUAGACUUUUAUAUAAAACCAGAAAA
Messenger RNA from Hemicordylus capensis (graceful crag lizard), 2650 nucleotides. RefSeq names its product GSK-3-binding protein-like. Gene Ontology annotation, cellular component: cytoplasm. Bases 399 to 1070 code for a protein of 223 amino acids. The transcript has a single exon. NCBI's taxonomy places the organism in Eukaryota, Metazoa, Chordata, Lepidosauria, Squamata, Cordylidae. The record is from RefSeq and is a predicted model, not a curated record.